Fundulus heteroclitus (mummichog) is the source of this 1896-nucleotide messenger RNA. Its product is annotated as phosphatidylinositol transfer protein alpha isoform. Gene Ontology annotation, cellular component: cytoplasm. The record is from RefSeq and is a predicted model, not a curated record. The transcript has 12 exons. Bases 127 to 930 code for a protein of 267 amino acids. Gene Ontology annotation, biological process: phospholipid transport. NCBI's taxonomy places the organism in Eukaryota, Metazoa, Chordata, Actinopteri, Cyprinodontiformes, Fundulidae. Gene Ontology annotation, molecular function: phosphatidylcholine binding; phosphatidylinositol binding; phosphatidylcholine intramembrane carrier activity.
CCGCGCCCCUUCUACACACGUACGGCAUCGGACAGGAAGAAAAGCGCUGUCAAAGCGGUGAAUGAACUGCUCGCUUCGGCUCCUUCUGCACUCCCACACCGACGUUUGGACGGAACCGCAGCCAACAUGCUGAUUAAAGAGUUCCGGAUUGUCCUGCCCAUCUCAGUCGAAGAGUACCAGGUGGGCCAGCUGUACACAGUCGCAGAAGCCAGUAAAAAUGAGACGGGAGGGGGAGAAGGUGUGGAGGUGCUUGUGAACGAGCCAUAUGAGAAGGAUGGCGAGAAGGGACAGUACACCCACAAGGUCUACCACCUGCAGAGCAAAGUGCCGCAGUUCGUCAGGAUGAUUGCUCCCAAAGGUUCUCUUGAGGUGCAUGAGAAGGCCUGGAAUGCAUAUCCCUACUGCCGAACAAUCCUUACAAACACCUAUAUGAAAGAAAAGUUCAUGAUCAAGAUCGAGACGUGGCACAAGCCUGAUAUGGGGGAUCAGGAGAACGUUCAUAAUGUGGAGAAAUGGGACACAGUGGAGGUUGUUAACAUUGACAUUGCUGACAACAGUAGCAUCAAUCAAAAGGACUACAAGGCAGAGCAGGACCCUGCUAUCUUUCAGUCCAAGAAGACGGAAAGAGGCCCUCUGGGACCCAACUGGCAGAAAGAACUUGCCAACAACCCCAAAUGUCCUCACAUGUGUGCCUACAAGCUAGUGACUAUUGAAUUCAAGUGGUUGGGACUACAGAACAAGAUGGAGAGCUUCAUUCAAAGGGUGGAGAAGCGUUUGUUUACCCACUUCCACAGGCAGCUGUUCUGCUCAAUUGACGACUGGAUCGAACUGACGAUGGAUGACAUACGGCGAAUGGAAGAGGAGACGAAAAACGAGCUGGACAAGCUGAGGGAAACCGAAGAGGUCAAAGGAAUGGGUGCCGAUGAGUGAUGUCCAGCCAAUACCUGUGAUACUGGAAGACCUGACCUCAUCCUGCAAGUUUACGCUCCGCUCUUCAGGCUGAUUGGAACUACAGUGGCUUCUCAGGCAUAAUCAAGAAUACCCCCCCUUACAUCUUAAUAAAGAUUUGCUCUUAAUAAGAGCUCAUUGUAAAGCAAUCGUGCAUAUUAAUUUACAACAAUUAAAUUUGACUACGACUGCUUUUAGUCGCUUCUCUUGAGAUUUAGGAUGGAAGAUGAAAUAUUCUUGUUUAUGCCUGUUCUUUACAACUUUUAAAACAUUAUAGUGACGGUGUGGGUUCUCUUGGCUGGCACAUAUCCAACUACAGUAAUCCUCAUUGGAUUUGUUCCUCCUCUUGAUUUUGUAUGAUUUCUUGGAUUUAUUGUUUACUUCCCACAGCAAGGAAAACUGUUUUCUGUCUACAUUCGUAAAUGUUUUAUCUUAUUUUUUUUUUGUACUGUAAGUAACCUGAGAUAUAUUUUUCUUGGCAUGUUGUUUGCUAUGGCACUCAUGCUGCUGUUAUUUACUGGAUCAGUGUAAAGGCUCCUAUUCUGCCUUCCAUCAUCCUGAGACAGUAAGAAUACAUAUUUUGAUUUUGGUGACACAUGAGGGUGUUUUAAUAAUCAUGAUCCUGAUAUCACAUGACCAGAUUUUGGUGAGGUACUUGAAUUAGACACUGUGCCCUUAAAUGAGUGUUAUGUCUCCAAGAAUCUGAACUGUUUGCAGAUUGAAAAUGUUUGAUCCUUGUGAGUCUUGUGUCGAAUGUCAGUUGCAAUAAUUACAAGUUUUAUGGGGUUUGUGCAUUACAUUAAACAGGUUGUUUUUUCAUUUGCAUCUUAUGUGCUGUAAUUUAACGCAGAGUUGUGGAAGAAGCCUGUUUAAAGAGCAUCCAUAAUCAUCCCCUACUUGAAUCAGAAACUGUUGGCACCUGAUAAUAAACACAUUUGCACAAGCGUA